GGAACUUUCGAUUGCAUUCGAGCGUAUAAUUACCGCGGUUCCGUCAAUUUUUCUUCAGUAACUCGCGAAUUUGUAACGCAAAAUGAUACCUUACGUUCGCUCUUAAAAUCAAUUUAAGAGACGAUCGGUCUUUGGUGUUAAUAAGAACGGUAUGUUACGGAGCCGUGUUCUACCAAGAUUCCGCCUUCAUAAACAUCGUAGAAUCAAGAACAACCGUAUGAUCAUAUAGCAUUAAAUAAAAAAGGAAUUUAAAGAAUCGCUUAAAAUAGACGAAGAUAAAGCAGGGUGGUUUUGAAGUUUGAAAAUUGAAUUGAUAAAAAUAUUACCAAGUACAGACACUUGGAAGUUCAUUAUACAAAUGACUGUUUUCAAGAAAUUAUUUGGCAAGUACCUUUUGAUCACAAACACUGUUAGUUGUGGCUUGAUGAUGGCAGGGGCGGAUAUGAUCCAGCAACGUCGUGAACACUGGAAAAAGAGCAAUGAGUACUUGUCAAGCAGAAGUUGUGUAAUAGCAGCCUCCCUGGACGAUGAACAGGAAGAGGAGUUCAGCAACACCGCAGUCUCCAAAGCGAACAUGUAUAUGCACAAUUAUAUGCGAACUAGAAACAUGACAGCCGUGGGCUUACUUCAAGGACCUUUCCACCAUUGGUUCUACAUGAUGCUGGACAAAAUGUUACCUGGCAGGACUGCGCUGUCCGUUGUUAAAAAGAUGUGUCUCGAUCAAACGAUCGCCAGUCCCACUUGCUUAGGUAUAUUCUUCGUAGGUCUUGGCGUGUUAGAGCAUCGCCAGAUCAAGGAGAUCUACGAGGAGUUGAAAAUGAAAUUAUACGACACGUGGAAAGUUGAUUGCUGUUUUUGGCCUCCUACUCAAUCCGUGAAUUUUUUCUUCAUUCCUCUCCGCUAUCGAGUACUAUACACGAACUUUAUGACAAUGAUCUAUGAUAUUUUCUUGUCGUAUAUUAAAUACGUAAGUACUAUUUUCCUUGCAUGUUCAGAUACAAUUUUUCUCUUACAAUUCAUUAAUUUCACAGGAUGCUCAAUAUGACCAAUGACAAAUCUCAGGGGACUGAACCAGUUGAAAUCACUGGAAUUAUUAAUAUUCGUUUCAUUGUAAUUACUUAUAGCUAGUAUUGUAAUGCCAUUCAAUGUAUGUUGUAUAUGUAUUAUAAGAAACAAAGCUAACUGCAAAUAAACUAACUUUUGUAUAAUA
Molecule: messenger RNA, 1210 nt
Organism: Osmia lignaria (orchard mason bee)
Lineage: Eukaryota; Metazoa; Arthropoda; Insecta; Hymenoptera; Megachilidae
Product: mpv17-like protein 2
Biological process (GO): mitochondrial ribosome assembly
Cellular component (GO): cytoplasm; mitochondrion; membrane
Source: RefSeq, a predicted model, not a curated record